AUGGCAGCCGAAUUUACCCAAGAGACACCGCGGCCGAGAAAGCGCUCUGGCUGCAGUGAGCGAGCCCACAGCGCAGGUGCACAAUGGAGCAAACCCAGUGAGUGCGGGAAGCCCUCAGCAGGUGAGGGCAGCGUCUGUGGAAAGAGAAACAGGGAACUUUUCAAGUCCGAGACCCUUCCGUUAGACCUGGGAGAGAGCAAAAGCAACUUGCAGAGAGGAUCCAACAAGCAGAGGAUUUGUUUAUUGGAAUCUCAAACGCAACAUCAGCAAAUUCACACUGGGGAGAGGCCAUUCUCCUGCUCAGUGUGUGGGAAAGGAUUCACUCAGUUAUCCAGCCUAAUGAGACACCAGCGAGUUCACACUAGGGAGAAGCCAUUCUCCUGCUCAACAUGUGCGAAAGGAUUCACUCAGUUAUCCAACCUGAGAGCGCAUCAGCGGGUUCACACCAGGGAGAGACCAUACACCUGCUCUGAGUGCGGGAAGAGAUUCACUCGGCCAUCCCAUUUGCUGAUGCACCAGAGAGUUCACACUGGGGAGAGGCCGUUCAUCUGCUCGACGUGCGAUAAGGGAUUCACUCAGUCGUCUGACCUGCUGAUACACCAGCAGGUUCACACCGUGGAGAAGCCGUACACCUGCUCCGAGUGUGGGAAGGGAUUCACUCAUCCAUCCAAUUUGCUGAGACACCAGCGAGUUCACACCGGAGAGAGGCCAUACACCUGUUCCGAGUGCGGGAAGGGCUUCACUCGUUCAUCCGCUUUGCUGAUGCACCAGAGAGUUCACACUGGGGAGAGGCCGUUCAUCUGCUCAACGUGUGGGAAAGGAUUCACUUGGUUAUCCAGCCUGAUGAUGCACCAGCGAGUUCACACGGGGGAGAGGCCGUUCUCCUGCUCUACAUGUGGGAAAGGAUUCACUCGGUAUGCCUACUUGACACAACAUCAGUGGCUUCACACCGGGGAAAAGCCAUACACCUGCUCGGAGUGUGGGCAGGGAUUCACACAGUCAUCCCACUUGCAGUCACACCAGCGAGUUCACAGCGGGGAGAGGCCGUUCUCCUGCUCAACGUGUGGGAUGGCGUUCGCCCGUUCAUCUGAUCUGGUGAAACACCGGCGAGUUCACACCGGGGAGAGGCCUUACACUUGCUCCGAGUGCGGGAAGGGAUUCACUCGGUCUUCCUGUUUGCUGAGACACCAGCGAGUUCACACUGGGGAGAGGCCAUUCAUCUGCUCUGAGUGUGGGAAGGGAUUCCCUUGCUCAUCUGAGCUGCUGGGACACCAGCGAAUUCACACAGUGGAGAAAGAUUAAACAUGCUGUAUGCUCAAUGUACAACCAUCACUGCUACUGAAAUCUAGCACAAAUUCACAAGUGUUGCAGGUGUUCACAGGGGUCAGAUUCUGUCGACGCUGCUGAUCUCGCCCAGGAUUGAACCCUGGUCAUUGGGCACAGUUCACUUUCUUUUGUAAUCUCUUUAACUGAGUUAGAGUUCAUUGUUCUGGAUCUCUGAUUAAAAUAAAGCAGUUCUGUUUGAAACACUUUA
This is a messenger RNA of Pristis pectinata (smalltooth sawfish), 1534 nucleotides long. Its product is annotated as zinc finger protein 664-like. Gene Ontology annotation, molecular function: DNA-binding transcription repressor activity, RNA polymerase II-specific. The coding region runs from base 1 to 1302 and encodes 433 amino acids. The record is from RefSeq and is a predicted model, not a curated record. The transcript has 3 exons. Gene Ontology annotation, biological process: negative regulation of transcription by RNA polymerase II. NCBI's taxonomy places the organism in Eukaryota, Metazoa, Chordata, Chondrichthyes, Rhinopristiformes, Pristidae.